This is a messenger RNA of Cryptococcus amylolentus CBS 6039, 1577 nucleotides long. RefSeq lists its product as hypothetical. The transcript is spliced from 4 exons. The record is from RefSeq and is a predicted model, not a curated record. Gene Ontology annotation, cellular component: cytoplasm. Gene Ontology annotation, molecular function: 2-oxoglutarate-dependent dioxygenase activity. Lineage: Eukaryota; Fungi; Basidiomycota; Tremellomycetes; Tremellales; Cryptococcaceae. The coding region runs from base 498 to 1250 and encodes 250 amino acids.
CCACCAACACCAAUAUCACCAUGGCGACUCUCACCCAAACCGUCGACCAGCUCUCCCGUAACGUGGGCCAUCUCGGCGUACGAGGAAGCACCCAGCCUCUCCAGCGCAACCACUCUCUCGACAAGUGGAGGCACUUCGCCGUCAACCCUCCCAUCGGUGAAGAGUUCAGCAAGGAUCUCCAGCUGUCUGAGAUCGUACAUGCGAAGGAUAAGGAUACCCUUAUCCGCGACUUGGCUAUCCUGAGUGAAUCUUCCCUGUUGAGGGCCGCAGACCUAGCUCCUGACCUCUUAUAGUCUCCCAGCGAGGUGUAGUCUUCUUCCGGGAGCAAGACAUCAACAUCGAAGACCAGAAAACCCUCGGAAAGAAGCUCGGUGAGCUGUCUGGAAAACCCAAGGACUCUACUCUGCAUAUCCAUCCUACCACCGAGAUUACCUCUGCCCAAGGUGACGAAGUUUCCAUGUAAGCAUGGUUUGGAGGUGGUCAGCUGGCCCAUACUGAUGGUGGUGUAUAGUAUUACCAGCGAUCGAAGGGAUCGUGAUUUGGACGACUCCUCGCGACUUGCCUUUAAACAUUGGCACUCGGAUAUCACCUUUGAGCCCGUUCCUAGCGACUAUGCCAUUCUCAAAGUCCACACUGCUCCCGAAUCCGGCGGCGACACCAUAUGGGCAUCAGCAUACGAAGCAUACUCUCGCCUGUCUCCUGACUUUGCCAAGUUUCUUGAAGGCAAGGAAGCUUUCCACGAGGCCGGGUUCUUCAAUCAGUCUGCCAAAUCAUUUGGGAUCGAGUUGAGAACUGGGGAGAGGGGGUCGCCUCUAAACCAAGGUCCUGCUCUGAGUGCCAUACAUCCUGUGAUCCGAGUCAACCCCGUGACUGGAUGGAAAGGUGUCUUUGUCAAUCAAGGCUUUACCAGACGGAUCCUUGACGUCACCAAGGAUGAAUCUGACUUCAUCCUUAACUACCUUUCUAAAUUGACCGUCAACAACCACGACUUGCAAGUCCGAUUCAGAUGGGGCAAAGACUAUGCCCCCGGAAGAGGUGAUGUAGCCAUUUGGGACAACAGAUCAAGUUUCCAUUCUGCAACCUACGACUACGACAGAGCUCUUCGGGUCGGUGACCGAGUGGUCUCCAUAGGCGAGAAACCUUACUACGAUCCUGCUGGUACUACCAGGCGUGGGGAUCUGGGUCUGGCGAGCCCUACUGAAGGCUAUCUGGGGGAGAUAUACAGAGAGGCUUUGGAAAAUGCCAAGUAGUACGGGUAGUUUAGAGAAGUCCAAGAAAAAAGAAGAAAUGUUGAACAGGUUGAACAGUUUAUGCAAAAGUUGUAACGUGUUCUUCACACUGCACUGUGUGACACCAAGCCAAAAAGAUCGAGCAUAGAAGACCUCUCGACUUCCGCCCAUUAAUUAUAGUAGGUCGCAGUCCUCAGAAUGUCAUUCCGUAGUGCCGCAGAAUGAGGUAUCAGAAGGCAGAGGGCAAAGGUCUUUCUGUCUCGGCGCCCCGAACCCCCCAGUGUCGCUGGGCGAGUCUCUGAAGACUGAUUAUGUGCGUGUCUCACAGCGUGUGCCUGCAAGGGUUUC